AGCGGAGGCUCAGCCCGGCGCUUUCCUCCUGAGGAGAUGAGGGAGGCGCGGCUGGGCCGGAGCUAGCGCGACCCGCGCCUCAUCCCCGUUCCCAGCCAUCAUGAGGGAAGAGGGAGAAGUCGCAGCCCCCGCGGCCGCCUCCCACCACGGACCCAGCCGACCCCCGCAGCACUGCCAGCAGCUGGACGGCGGCGGGGCGGCUGCCCUGGCGCUGCCCGGCGGCGGACGCAGUCUGGAGAGCCUGCGGAACGGCUACGUGAAGAGCUGCGCGACUCCCCUGAGGCAGGACCCUUCGAAGAGCUUCUUUUCCCUGCUGCUGUUCCCAGCCGCCACCUUUUCCACCUCCUGCCGGGCUCUGCUCUGCCUGUGCGCCCUGACCGCCGUUGUCCUUUCACUCCUGGCCUUUCAAUCCUGGGACAGCGACGGGGGUCAGCAGGACGGGAGGAGCUGGCGGAACACCCGGGCUCUGCACGCCUUGCUGUGCCUGGCCCGCUGCCUCAGCCCCCUCUUCAGCAUCGCCUGUGCCUUCUUCUUCCUCACCUGCUCCCUGGCCGGUGGCAGGCGCGGGGAGCACGGCGGCGGCACGACCCGCUGGUGGCUGCUGGCGCUUCCCGUGUGCUGCUACUCUGGGGACUUCGUGGCGCUGCAGUGUCUGGUGCCCGCAGAGGGGCACGAAGAGGAGUCCCAGUCCCCCGCCGAGCAGCAGAUGGUCCUAGGCAGGCUCCUGACAGUGCUGGGCUCGGUGGCAGCGCUCACCCUGCUGCACAGCUCCCUGAAUUUGCGCCGGAGCCUUCUCGUCUUGGUCUUCUCCAGCUUGGUAUGGCUGGUGUCGCUCACCAGCCUUCCCUGCGUGUCCCCCGCCCUCAGACCGCUGCUGGCCGGCUCAGUCGGGGUGGCAGGCUGCCUCCUGGCACUCUGUGGCGGGGAGCACGGCAUCUCCCCUCAGAGACAAGGAGCGCACCACCAGCAUCAUCACCACUCACGGCUCCCCAGCGUGGAGGAAAAAGUGCCUGUGAUCAGACCCAGGAGAAGAUCUAGCUGCGUAUCCUUAGGGGAGACUUCAGCCAGCUACUAUGGCAGCUGCAAAAUGUUUAGGAGACCCUCGUUGCCUUGCAUUUCCAGAGAGCAGAUGAUACUUUGGGAUUGGGAUUUGAAGCAGUGGUACAAGCCCUGUUACCAGAAUGCUGGCAGUGGAAAUGGAGUUGAUCUUUCAGUACUAAAUGAGGCUCGGAGCAUGCUAACAGACCUCCUGACUGACCCAUCCCUUCCACCACAAGUGAUUUCUUCCCUUCGAAGCAUUAAUAGCUUGAUUGGUGCUUUCUCAGGCACAUGCAGGCCAAAGGCUAGUCCAUUCACACCAUUUCCUGGUUUCUUCCCCUGCCCUGAAAUAGAGGAUCCUGCCGAAAAAGAUCAAAAGCUGCUCAAGGGAUUAAAUAGCAGAAAUAGCCUGCCAACACCACCGCUGAGACGAACUUCAGGAGUUUCUGGUAUUCCAUCUGUGGAAUCAACAUCUAGAUGGGAACGAAGUAACAGCAAGAGAUCUCAUCAGGAAUAUAACACAUUAAGCCAAGGAUCUCAUUCAAAUGGAUCUUUUGGUGCAAAUAUGCUGACAAUACCAAAACAAAGAUUAUCUUCCAUGGCACUGGCUCAUCAUAUAGGUCCCAGACGAUCAGGUGCAUCUUCUGGCCCGAGUCCUGUGGGUUCACCUAGUCAUGGAUCUGUUUCCAGUGGGGCUUUCAGCUGCUGGUCACCUGUAGAAUUUCCUGAUACUGCUGAUUUUCUUACAAAACCAAGCAUUAAUAUACAUAAGCCUCCAGGAUACACAUUUAGUUCUCCAGAUUUUCAGCAGCAAGUUAAAACAUCUGUAGGUUAUAUGUGUAGCAGCUGUGGACGUCAGAUAUUCAAGCCUGUCCCAACGCCAGAACCGGAAUUUGCAGAGUAUAAAGACAGGAAAUCAGGUGAAAUUGGAAGUGCUAGUGUUUCAAAAGAAUCUUUCCACCAUACAGAGAAGAAAAAAGUUGAAACGAAGGAAAUGAUCGAUCAAACACAAAAUAAUCUGCUUGUGGAUCAGAGUCCUGCAUUAGAACUAAUGUUAUUAGACCAUGAUUCACUAAUGGAGAAAAUGAGCAACUGGAAUUUCCAAAUUUUUGACCUUGUACAAGAACUGGGAGCCCAGUCUGGAAGGAUCCUUAGCCAGGUAACUUACACCUUAUUUCAAGACACUGGUUUGUUUGAAAUUUUCAAAAUCCCAACUCAAGAAUUCAUGAAUUACUUCCGUGCACUAGAAAAUGGCUACCGAGAUAUUCCCUAUCAUAAUCGCAUACAUGCAACAGAUGUUCUUCAUGCAGUAUGGUAUCUGACAACACGGCCUAUUCCUGGCUUCCAGCAAAUUCCUAAUGAGCAUAUAAUGGAAAGUAAUAUGGAUGAAGCUAGUGGUACUUCUCCUGUUCAAGUCAGCUACAUUUCUUCAAAAAGUUGUUUUAUUGCUGAUGAUAGUUAUGGUUGUCUGGCAUCAAAUAUUCCUGCUUUGGAAUUGAUGGCUUUAUAUGUAGCAGCUGCCAUGCACGAUUAUGAUCAUCCUGGUCGUACAAAUGCUUUUCUAGUAGCUACAAACGCACCUCAGGCUGUUCUCUACAAUGACAGAUCAGUCUUAGAAAAUCACCACGCUGCUUCUGCCUGGAAUCUUUUCUUAUCACGACCAGAAUACAACUUUUUAUCAAAUCUUGAUCAUGUAGAAUUCAAGCACUUUCGUUUCUUAGUGAUUGAAGCAAUCCUUGCCACAGAUCUCAAGAAGCAUUUUGAUUUCCUCGCAGAAUUUAAUGCCAAGGUCAAUGAUAUCAACAGUCAUGGAAUAGAAUGGAGCAAUGAAAAUGAUCGCCUACUGGCCUGUCAAAUAUGCAUUAAACUGGCAGAUAUUAAUGGCCCAGCAAAAGACAGAGAGCUGCAUCUGAAAUGGACAGAAGGCAUUGUUAAUGAAUUUUAUGAACAGGGUGAUGAAGAAGCAAGUCUUGGAUUACCUAUAAGCCCCUUCAUGGAUCGUUCUUCUCCACAGCUUGCAAAACUGCAAGAAUCUUUCAUCACUCACAUAGUUGGCCCCCUUUGUAAUUCCUAUGAUGCAGCUGGAUUGCUUCCAGGCCAAUGGGUUGAUGAAGAGGACGAUGAAGAAAGUACUGAAGAUGAUGAUGGAGCACAGUUGGACAGUGAUGAUGAAGAAAUGGAACAUGAUCUUAUUUUCAAAGUUCAAAGAAAAAAAGGUAGACGAGUGUUUUGCCAGCUAAUACAUCAUCUCAGUGAAAAUCACAAAAUAUGGAAGAAAAUGGUUGAAGAGGAAGAAAAAAUAAAAGCUGAAGGAGCUAAACUGCUGAGUGAGAUCUCACCUUUACCUCAAGCAGAUGAAAUUCAGGUUAUUGAGGAAGCUGAUGAAGAUGAUGAGCGACAACUAGAAGACAAGACAUGCUAAGAAAUCUUCAGUGGUGUCCAGUAUGAUGAUAGUCUAUUUUUUUUUCCACUGUGCUGACUUUAGCCUGACACAUUUCACAUAAAAUUUGAAAGGCCUUAAUACUGUGAGAGGAUUCUUUCUACUCUAGUGGAAUCCCACUCCUAUGCACUUUUGCCACACAGAAUAUGAAACUUUAUUCAAAGAUUGAGUAUUGUAUACCCUGAUGCAAAGUUCUUUAUGCCUUAGUUGGUAUAAAAUAUCCUGAUAAAAUGCUGCCUUGCUGAAUAUGGAACUCAUUUUUCUUGAGGUACCUGCAAUUUUUAAAAGCAUUCAGUGACUUCUGUUACCAAAGUGGCAAGAACUUUUCGCUAACAAGGAAAUUUAGGAUGAAUCCUAAUAUUGUCUUGAGUUGUUUAUUUCAUGUUGGUUUUGAACAUAAAUGAGAAAAAGUCUGUGCCUCUAAGAAAACUAUGUUAUCAUUGCAGUGCAAGCCUGUUGUGGGGUGUCUACUUAGUGCAGUAGUGUGCUUAAUGUAGUCACCUCAGCACCUGUUCAAUGACUGUGACAUAAAUGCUGAGUUCUGACAUUUGUGGUUUAAAAAAACAAUAAUAAUCCAGGUGCAUCUAUUUCUGAUGCUUUUUAUUAUUGUGCAUAACCUGAUGUUUUAUUUUUGCAGAAAAUAUUAAGGUUUGCAGUGGGUGUUCAUGAUAAUUCGUCAAAUACAAGGCCGUUAUCAUCUGUUGCCUUGUUGUUUUGUGGUAGAACAUUAAAAACCUUUUCUGCUACUUAAAUUAUUAAGGAAUUUUAUUCUUUAAGUCUAAUGCUAUAUUUCCUGCCCUUACUCAGGUUCCUGUUUAAAAACAAGUCAACCACAUUGUAGAUUUUUACCUUGCACCAAUUUCCGGUAUUAAAUUUUAGGGAAAUAAGAUUGUAUUUCAUUUACUCUUUAUAUGUAAAACUUUAGGAGAAUUAAACUUUAAAAAAAAAAAAGAAAGAUAAACUACUGUUUCAAAAUGGCUAGUGUAUUUUAAUGUGCCCUGCAUUAUAUUGCUUUCAAAUGGAAAGCAGUUGGUGAAAACUGCAUGUAAAGCCUAAUAGUAAGAUAAACAUCACUGUCUUAUAUUAAAUUUUAGAUUGUUGAGUUUUUAAAUAAAACUUAGACAUUCCACACAUGUAUUUUUAGAAUCACUACCAUUGUAGUCUAAAUAAUAAGAAAAAAAGGCAUAAAUUUGGCUACAGGUAUGCAAGCAAGUUACAAACUAAACUAGUUUUAAAAGUGCACCUUUUAGUACUGAACUUUUAUAGGUUGUGCAGUCGAAAUGAAUAGAAACAAAUGCAAUUCCUAAACUUAGCAUAUUUGUGUUUACAUUUAAAACAGUGGACUUGAAAAAAAGAUAACAAUCCUAAGAAAACCUUGUGUAAAUUGUAUUGCACUAUGUUACACAAACAAAUUUUUAUUUUGCUCUUUGAUUGGCCAGUUUAAAUAACUGAAAGGAAUUCUUUUUUUAUUAUUAUUAUUUUCUACUAAUAAGCUUUUUGUUCAUCCAUUUAGAAGACCACUGAGAUGUGCUUUUGCUAUUUUAUAUAUUCAGUGCCAAAUCCCCCUUUGCUGCCAUUAUUACUAUCACUGCAUUUUUUGUAACAUAAGCAGUGUUAAAAAACAGGUAUUUCUGUCAUUAAUAAAAUGUUGCACUACUGAAGCUGGCACUUACUGAUCAUUCACUUGUAUUUUACUUAUCUUGUUCGUAUAUUUUCCUCACAGAUAAUUUGAAGUCUACAGAAAUUAUGCUUGUUUCAGUAUGCUGUUUUGUCAGCAUUUUGUGUGUAGAUUUUGUGUUUGUGUAUAAAAAAAUUCACUUUAUAACUGUUUAGUUUCAUUCUACUUUAACUGAAAAAAGAUGCAAAUGAGCUUGUCUGAAGUUACUGCUAUAUUAUUCUACAUAACAGUUUUCCAUUUAGUUUCCUUUUAAAAAUGAAUAUUUAAAACUAAUACAAAGAAAAAAUAAGAAGGUAAAAAUAACAUUUUAUCUAUUACCAAAGCAUUGGCAGCAUUUAUAUCUGGUGACAACUUUGCCAGCAACUUUUUUAUCUCAGAGUUUCCUUAAACUCUUUAGAAAUACUGAAGCAAUUUUAAAAUUCAGAAAAAAGUAGCAAAACUCAGUGUUUAUUUAAUAAAAUGUAGUGCUGAUACAUAUUUCCAGUUAGAUAUUUUCAAGUUACAAUACCUUGCUUCAAAGAUACAUUUAAUUAUUAAUGUAUUCAGAAUCCACCUUAAAAUAUUUAUUUCUGUAUACAGAAUAUAUAACUAAUUGGUACUCUACGAGCAAGUAGAAAAGAAUGUACAAAUGUUAUCAAAGGUUGGUUCAGAGCAUGUUUGCAGAAGUGGAUGUAACAGUAGCUAAAGGUGUCUUACUUGUUCAGAAAUAAUAAUGGAAGGUCAAUUGAAUGUUGGCUGAGCUGUUGUCAACAAUAAUACAUCUCCAUAUAAGGCA
Molecule: messenger RNA, 5931 nt
Organism: Pezoporus occidentalis (night parrot)
Lineage: Eukaryota; Metazoa; Chordata; Aves; Psittaciformes; Psittacidae
Gene: PDE3B
Product: phosphodiesterase 3B
Biological process (GO): signal transduction
Cellular component (GO): membrane
Molecular function (GO): protein kinase B binding; calmodulin-activated 3',5'-cyclic-GMP phosphodiesterase activity
Source: RefSeq, a predicted model, not a curated record